This is a messenger RNA of Colossoma macropomum (tambaqui), 2213 nucleotides long. RefSeq names its product reticulon 4a (gene rtn4a). The coding region runs from base 185 to 1084 and encodes 299 amino acids. Lineage: Eukaryota; Metazoa; Chordata; Actinopteri; Characiformes; Serrasalmidae. Gene Ontology annotation, biological process: brain development; endoplasmic reticulum tubular network formation; neuron differentiation. The transcript has 7 exons. Gene Ontology annotation, cellular component: neuron projection; postsynaptic density. The record is from RefSeq and is a predicted model, not a curated record.
CUGUCCGACACUUCCGCUCUGUGGCGUUGUUCCUCUUUCUGGACUUCAAACGUUUUGAGCCCAAAAAAAUCAAAAACCCUCGACUGGGUUUCGGCAAACUGGACAAAACCCUUUGAUCGCUAAGGAUAACAUUCAGCUUCACUCUAUUAGUUACAUUUUGGCGCAUUCUCAGACUUUUCCCGCGAUGGAUGACGAAAUAAGCUCCACAACUGGAGAAGCGAAACUGCUGCAGGACCCAGUAGAGAACCAGCAGAACUUUAUGGACGCGCAGAACUUUCCACAGGACCCCGACACCACUGAGACGUUCGAUCUGGACGACGAUGAUAUUCUGGACUUGGCCGGAGGAGCGCAGGAUGCUCUCGCCAGACACCGGGCCACGAGGCACCCGGAGCCGGACACCGAGCGGGUGAGCACCGCGGGGCUGGAGGACCGGACCAAACUAGAAGAUCCAGUCAAGAAGGGAGAAACUGAUGUCGGACCGGUCCGGCCUGCAUCUACAUGUAAAGCACCGUCUGCACUGGUAGAAUUGGUGUACUGGCGCGACCUGCAACGGACCGGAAUCUGUUUCGGCGCAAGUCUGUUCCUGCUGCUGUCUCUGAGCGCGUGUAGCAUUGUUAGCGUGUUGGCGUACAUCUCGCUAGCGCUGCUGUCCGUCACCAUCUCCUUCAGGAUAUACAAGGGCAUCGUCCAGGCUGUGCAGAAGUCUGAGGAUGGACACCCAUUCAAGAUGUAUUUGGAGCAGGACAUUGCAGUUUCCGCGGACGUUGUGCAUAAAUACAGCGAGCUGGCCCUGGGGCGCUUUAACGCCACCGUGAAAGAGCUGCGCCGCCUCUUUCUGGUGGAGGACCUGGUGGACUCUCUGAAGUUUGCGGUGUUGAUGUGGAUCCUUACGUACAUUGGUGCUUUAUUCAACGGCCUGACACUCAUCAUUAUUGCUCAUGUGGCAGUGUUUACUUGGCCAGUAGUCUAUGAGAAACACCAGGUGCAGAUUGACCAUUACUACGGACUGGUGAACAACCAAAUCAAAGAUGUGAUAGCAAAGAUCCAGGCUAAGAUCCCCGGAGCGAAACCCAAAAGUGAAUGAAGAGCCGGAGGAGGGCGACUGUGAGGGAGCGAGAGGAGUGUGUUCAGGAGGAAUUUGAGGGAUGGUUUAGAGCAGUGGUUCUCGAUCCUGGUCCUGGAGCACCGCUGCCGCAUUCAUUUUAGAGUUUUCUCUGUUCUCAGUGUACCUGAUACUACUAAUGAUCUAAUUAACAAGCCCUUCCUGAGGAGAACAGGGAGAACUCUACGACAUGCAGGGCAGUAGUACUCCAGAACCAGGAGGAGAACCACUUGUUUAGAGGGACAGUUUAAGCAGUGUGAUUUCAGAACAAGGCCUUUGACAUUGCAAUGUAAAAAUACACACACACACACACACACACACACACACACACACUUACCAUUGUCACUAGCUAAACUGCUCUUUCACAAUAGUUCCAGUACUUAGUUAUUUUGAAAUUAACAGCUUUAGUGAAGAUAAUUUAAGGUCAGUAGAGACGAAGCUGAUGGGAUAUUUCUGUCCAGUGAAGCCUUUAACUGAGGUCAGCUGAUUGUUUUCCAGUUUUCCUCCUUUCCGAAGGAGUAAAACAGCACACAGAGUUUCAUCAGCCUCGGUUUUAGCUGUUUUUCUUUUUUUUUUUUUCUUUUCUUAUUCAUAGAACUGCUGGUGCUGAUAUAGAGGUGUGAAUUUUGAGCGAGAAAUUCAGUCACAUGACCAGCGUCUGUUUUUCACAGUAGGUCAUGUGUUUGAAUUUUUUUUUUUUUUAUUUCUCUGUGCUUUAUGGAAAGGGCUCUGUUACAUCAUGACCCCAAAACUUCUUUUACCAUUUUAGUCAAGUGGAAUGAGUAGGGAACAAAAAAAAAGUGAAAAUCUAAAAAAAAAAAAGAAAGAAAAAGAGAAAUUGCUGUGUUAUUUUGUCACUUCAUUACUUAGAGCUGCCUUUAGUGUCAAUGCAAAUCGUUUACGCACCAUGCUGUCUCCUUUGUGGACCGAAUAUCUGAAACGGUACAAAGCUCUUAAUGUAAAUUUCAACCAAAUUCAAGCACUGUUUGUCAUGCAGGUCAUUCGAAAUCAUAUUUCGUAAAAUUUGAUGACUUAUUUGCUGAAGGCUGUCUGCUGAAUGCAUUGUGAAACUUAAAUCAUUAUGAAUAAAGCUGUAGACAAACUUAAAGAA